Molecule: messenger RNA, 3272 nt
Organism: Antechinus flavipes (yellow-footed antechinus)
Lineage: Eukaryota; Metazoa; Chordata; Mammalia; Dasyuromorphia; Dasyuridae
Gene: PHOX2A
Product: paired like homeobox 2A
Exons: 3
Coding region: 175-1059 (294 amino acids)
Biological process (GO): regulation of transcription by RNA polymerase II
Molecular function (GO): DNA-binding transcription factor activity, RNA polymerase II-specific; RNA polymerase II transcription regulatory region sequence-specific DNA binding
Source: RefSeq, a predicted model, not a curated record
GGCUAGACGGGACGGGACGGGACUGGGCAGCCCAGGUCUCCGACUCCUCCCUCUGCCCCUCUGCCUGCCGGCCGGUGUCCCUCUCACCACAAGUCCCUCUGCCCGACUUCCCCUCCAUCCCUCCUGACCCGCGUCCCCUCUUCCAGGCAGCCCUCCUGCCCGCGCUGCCCGCCCAUGGAUUACUCCUACCUCAACUCCUACGACUCCUGUGUGGCCGCCAUGGAGUCCGCCUACGGCGACUUCAGCCCUUGCGGCCAGGCGGGCGCCUUCCAGUACAGCCCCCUGGGGCGGCCUGCCUUCAGCGCAGCAGCCGCAGCGGGGCCCGCCUGCCCUGGCCUUGCCUCCCCUCCCUGCGGCCUGGGAGCCCUGCGGGAUCACCAGCCCGCACCUUACUCCACAGUGCCAUACAAGUUUUUCUCGGACCCGUCGGGGCUAAGCGAGAAGCGCAAGCAGCGUCGGAUCCGCACGACUUUCACAAGCUCCCAGCUCAAGGAACUGGAGCGAGUGUUUGCAGAGACCCACUAUCCCGAUAUCUAUACCCGGGAGGAGCUGGCACUCAAGAUCGACCUCACUGAGGCUCGAGUGCAGGUCUGGUUCCAGAAUCGAAGGGCUAAAUUUCGGAAGCAGGAGCGGGCAGCCAGUGCCAAGGGUGCUGGGGGAGGGGCAGGCCCUCCGGGCACCAAGAAGGGGGAGACCCGAUCUUCCUCCGAGGAUGAUGAGUCCAAGGAAUCCAACUGCAGCCCAACACCAGACAGCACGGCCUCCCUGCCUGGCCCCGGUGGCCUAGCCAGCCCCAGCCCCAGCCUCAGCCUCAGCCUCAGCCCCAGCCCCGGCCUGCCCCCAGCCCCGGCCCCUGCCCCUCUUAAAGGCCCUCUGUGGGCUGGUGGGCCAGGGGGCGGAGGCGGCGGCCCUGGGGCACCCAGCCCCGCUGAGUUGCUCAAGGCGUGGCAGCCUGCAGAGCCAGGGCCUGGUCCCUUCUCGGGCGUCCUCUCCUCCUUCCACCGGAAAGCCCCGACCUCGGCCUCAGCCACUGCUGCCCUCAAAGCCAACCUCUUCUAACUGUUCCCCUCGCCCCCUGCCCCCAAUCCUGGGAGCUGCACAGCUGAGACGCUCCUGUUUCCUCUCCCUCUCAGACAGGGGCAGGCAGCCACUGCCUUCCCUCCUGGGGAUCCUGCCAUGGCCAGAGACAUUGCUCUUCACUCCACCAAGAUGUUCCUUCCUUCUCUUGAGCCCUGUCACUGCCAGAGACCCCAUCUCUAGCCCCCCUGGCAUUUCCUCCCUGAACUUCUGGAGUGAGAGCUAGCCCACUCCCCCUACUCUGCCCUGACAGAUGUCUCCUUUUCUCUGAGGACCCCCCCCCCAAUCCCAACCUUGUGAGGAUGAUCUUGCCAUAGCCAGAGAUGACCCUUCUCUCAAUGUGCCAAUCCCCAGAAAUGCCCCCUUUCUCCCAGGACCACGUCCCAAGCCGAGAUGCUCCGUGGCUGGAGGCUACCCCUCUCCAAAGCGCCCCCUCCCACUCUGGGCAAUAUUGUGGCCAAAGAGGUUUCUCUCUGGAUGACCGAGGCCCACCAUCAGGACCUCGUCUAUCAGUGACAGCCAGAGAUACCACUUUCCUUCGAAUCCCUAGCCUAAGGACCCAUUAUGUCUGGACAUGCCCUUUCCUGGAGAAACAAGAGACUGCCCACUUCUGGGGACUCCUUCUAAAUGUUCUGUGUCCCCUCCCCAUUCCCCUUCAACCAUCCCCUCCACAAGUCUCUUGGGAAGCUCCUUAAACCAGCCUGAGGCAUGACAUUUGAGGAGGCACUGUGGGAGGGAGCCAUCAACCACAGCUAGUCUCCUUCCUGGGCUCUGGAGCUGGCAAGAUGGAUUCAGUGGCUCUUCCACCACUAGGGCCAAGACUACCCAGCUGUAGAAAGGGCUGCUGCCCAUUUCAGGUCUUGACUCUCUUUUAGACAACUGGACCUAAAGCUAAAAGGGACUUUAAAGAUCAUGUAGUAUAAACUUGUUCAUUUUACAGAGAAGGAAACUGAGGCUCAGAGAGGGAAAGCGGGUUGCCCAUGGUCACACAGCUUGUAAGGAGCACAACAGUCUGGAUUUUUUGCUCUUACUUCCCAGGACUAUUCAUGGGUCAGGCCAAGGGUGGGGAGGAGGGGUGACUGUUGCCCCAGACCAGGAUUCCUAAAGACCAGGGAAGGGCAAAAUUAUUUCCUCUUUAUUUUCUUCCAACUUUUGUUUUUCUUUCUAAAACUUAUCUGUAAUUUAUUGAGAUCAAAUUCUGCUCAAUCCAAAUAAAAUUAAUUUAUUGAAGCCAUUUCAAGUGGCCCUCAGAGAACUGGAAGGAGAGCUAUAGGAGCAAGGGUAAGCUACCCAUAAGGGAGCUAGGAGGCAGCCUGUAUCACCUGUGUGUGUGGGAGGAGGGGGGUAUAUCAGAAGCCUCCUCUCCUCACCAAUCAGCUGGUCCCUUAUUAAAAGGUCUAUUUGGGCAGAUCAUUGGCCUUUCCAGGCUUAGAAAUACAGUCUUGCCAUAGGGAUAGACCUCCAAAUCCCAGCCUGAAGGAUUUUACGAUAGGCCCAAACUGUCUUUGUCCCAGAGUUAGAUCCAGGCUGAGUCAGGGGUCCUGCUUUUAAUGAUUACCCCACAAUUCAUAUCAGAUUGACAGCAAAACAAAGCUGCAUUGAGAGACACAGCAUCCAGAAGCAGGCAAGCAGUUCUCCCAGGCCUUCUGAUAAUCAGAUCAUAGAUGAAAUACUGCAUGUAGUUCUGGCCUCCCAAAUUUAGGACAAACUAGAUGAGGGUAGCCAGGAUGGGGUAAGAAUUUGGAGACUAAAAUACACAAAGAUGAAACCGGGACCAUUUGGAAUGAAGAAGAGGGACCACAUGAUAGCUGUCAAACGGAGCAGAGAUUAGGAUGGGGAAAGGCAAAAUUUCUGACACAAGGGGAAAAAACCCCAAACUUGGAGCUGUGGUCUGGGGAAUCAAUGGGGCCCCUCUCAUUCUGGGUCUUGGAGUAGAAGCUAGACAAACCCUGGUCAUCAAAAGGUGGAGAAGAUGGAUGAGAUGGUAUGGUGAGGCCUUGAGGUCGGGUUCACCCCUCCUUCACCCUCCCAGAGACGGGCUUCUAUGAGAGCAUUCUGUCCUCCCCUUUCCUGAGUUCUCCAGCUGCCUGUCCUCGGAGACUCUUUGCCCUCACUCUUCGGGCCCUCACUUCAACAUGUCCCCAUCCCUAUUCAGCUUCUUAUGCCUAGAACAGAGAAUUUUAGAGCUUGCUGGA